This is a messenger RNA of Amoebophrya sp. A25, 479 nucleotides long. Lineage: Eukaryota; Dinophyceae; Syndiniales; Amoebophryaceae. The record is from the annotation of a GenBank genome assembly.
GAAAAUGACCAAAAAAGAGUUGGUAGCUCGCACCUUUAUUUGAGGAGUCAGAUCGUGCUGUCGGAGCUAACAACCAUCGUACAUUGAUUGUAGUUGACCACAGCCACAGGAUGAUGUUCACACGACGACUCACUGGGCGGCACGUGAUUGUUCCCUCCUCGCCUGAUUGCGAUAGUGAUAGGCAUCAUGGUGAAAACAAAUAUGCCAGCGAGGACUCAGAUCGAAAACAAGCUGUAGAAGAGGGAGAUGCCGAUGGCUUGUUUCUCCAACGCCUUGUUUUGGUGAAGCAAAAACGACACGACCUUGCGGCUGGAGAAUACAUCAGCACGUUUCUUUCUGUGCCUGUCCUGCAGGAACGAUGGGAAAAAUAUAGGAGUUUGAUCAUCGCCGAAUCCGAGAAACUUGGGACGAGUUCAAGCAAAAGUGCAGCUAAUGAUAAAGAAAUGCAUUCACCAAAGAAAUCGAAGAUUCCAGGUUGA